UUGAGUCCACCCUUUUUUCUACAUGAAACCAUCCUCUAUCCAGUCCGCCGGCCGGGUCCUCUCUCUCGUCUCUCACAUUAUAUCUUCUCUUUUAUAUAAUAUCUUUAUAUCCAGCCUGGUUCUCCUCCUCAUCUCCUCCCUGCUGACCUCAGAGCAGCUGCUGGACCGGACGGAUCUCUGCUGCUCCAGCUCCUCCAGCUGUGUGAAGCUCACCAGUCCCGCAGACAGCAGCGUCGGCCAUGUUGUUGUGUGGUGGGGGUUGAUGUAAGUUUAGUAGUAGGAAGUAGAGGCUACAAAAGACCUGGGACACUUUCAGGAUCAGGAUCUGCACUUUUGUUUUGUUUUUACUGCUGCAAACUGGAUUAAUCCUGUCUGAGGACAAUGACUGUCUCCUCCAUCCUCUCACACAUCUGUGUAAUUUAACUUAACAACAUUAUAAUCUGACCUACAGUCUCUCUCUCUCUGCUGGAUGGAUGAAGUGAGGAUGAAGGCUGUUCGGUCCUGGUUGGAAUAACUCGGAUUUUUUUUCCCCCCACCAGGAUUCAGGAUAAUAAAAGGAAAAAACACAAGAAGAAAAAGGAUUUGUGAAGGCAGGGCGAGACGAUGGGCUGCAUUAAGAGCAAAGAGGACAAAGGCCCUGCGAUGAAGUAUCGGCCAGAGAACUCCGCGGCGUCAGACCCCAACUCCACCAUAACCACACCUCACGUCGGUCACUACGGACCGGAUCCCACCCAGCUGCAGCAGAAUCAACCUCCCUCCUCCUCAUCGGGCUCUGGGGCUGCAAACUUCAACCACACCCUCACGCCGUUUGGCGGCGCUUCUGCCAUGACUCCCUUUGGAGGAGCGUCGUCCUCCUUCUCCGGUCCUGCGUCCAACUCGUUCUCUGGUGCUGUCUCAAGUGGUGUUACGUUCUUUGUGGCCUUGUACGACUAUGAAGCUAGAACAUCUGACGAUCUCUCAUUUAAAAAAGGAGACCGCUUCCAGAUCAUCAACAAUACAGAGGGGGACUGGUGGGAGGCUCGCUCCAUCAACACGGGGAGGAACGGCUACAUCCCCAGCAAUUAUGUGGCCCCUGCUGACUCCAUCCAGGCUGAAGAGUGGUACUUUGGUAAGAUGGGACGCAAAGACGCUGAGAGGUUGCUGCUGAAUCCAGGAAACCAUCGAGGAACUUUCCUAGUGCGAGAAAGUGAAACUACUAAAGGUGCUUAUUCUCUCUCCAUACGAGACUGGGAUGAAGCCAAAGGAGACAAUGUGAAACACUACAAGAUCCGCAAGCUUGACAGCGGGGGAUACUACAUCACUACUCGAGCGCAGUUUGACACGUUACAGAAGCUCGUCAAACACUACACAGAGCACGCCGACGGGCUUUGCCACAGGCUGACCACAGUUUGCCCCACAGUCAAGCCACAGACACAGGGGCUCGCUAAGGAUGCCUGGGAGAUCCCCCGGGAGUCCUUGAGACUGGAGCUUAAGCUGGGCCAGGGCUGCUUUGGAGAGGUCUGGAUGGGCACGUGGAACGGCACCACUAAGGUGGCCAUAAAGACGCUGAAGCCGGGCACCAUGUCGCCUGAGGCCUUCCUGCAAGAGGCUCAGAUCAUGAAGAAGCUCAGGCACGACAAGCUGGUGCCUCUUUAUGCUGUGGUGUCUGAAGAGCCCAUUUAUAUCGUCACGGAGUACAUGGCAAAAGGAAGCUUACUCGACUUCCUCAAAGAGGGCGACGGCAAAUUCCUGAAGCUCCCCUUGUUGGUGGACAUGGCUGCACAGAUCGCUGACGGCAUGGCUUUCAUCGAGAGGAUGAACUACAUCCACAGGGACCUGCGCGCCGCCAACAUCCUCGUCGCCGACAACCUGGUGUGCAAGAUCGCCGACUUCGGUCUGGCCAGGUUGAUAGAGGACAACGAGUACACUGCGAGGCAAGGAGCCAAAUUCCCCAUUAAGUGGACGGCCCCAGAGGCUGCCCUGUACGGCCGCUUCACCAUCAAAUCUGACGUCUGGUCCUUCGGGAUCUUACUCACCGAGCUCGUCACCAAAGGCAGAGUGCCCUACCCAGGCAUGGUGAACCGUGAGGUGCUGGAGCAGGUGGAGCGAGGCUAUCGCAUGCCGUGCCCCCAGGGGUGCCCCGAGUCCCUGCACGAGAUGAUGAAGCUCUGCUGGAAGAAAGACCCGGACGAGAGGCCCACGUUCGAGUACCUCCAGUCCUUCCUGGAGGACUACUUCACCGCCACAGAGCCACAGUACCAACCUGGAGAGAACCUAUAGCCUGCUGCGUAUCCCUACGCCUGGGAAGACAUGAGCUCUUAGUUAUUGGACUCUAUGAAAAGUCGACUGGAAACCAGGCUAACCAGUCGCAUAAACCACUACUUGCUCUACACAUUCUUGAUUUUUUAUUUGUUUUUGCUUUCAGCGUCCGCCACCAUUUCAUAUAACUUUAUAUUUUUUUGUUUUCAUUCACGGUACGAGACAAGUCUGUGUGAAAUGUUUGAUUUUUAAUGUGGAUUUUAUUACCAUGUACAAUAAUGACUGUGGUAGAAAGAGACAAAAUCACUUCAGUUGUGUUAAAUACACUACAUGUUUCUCAUGAACACAGUAUAUUGCUGUAAAAAAAAUAAGCUGUGAUGAUAAUGCCUCGCAAUAGAAAAGUCCAACUGCUGGGCUUUAAUGUGGUUUAAUGUGGAGAUCUCGCGCUCCAUUUGCCUCCAAAUUGUAUUCUUUUGUGGUAAAUUGGUAAAUUAUGCAUUGAAACAAUGAAUUAUUAACAGAGAUAAUAUAUUAAACUAACAGGGAGAAGCUCUCAGGGGACUGGUGGUCAUUAUCACAGUCCAUUUGGCAGUAAUUAUUUAAAAGUAAAUCCCACACAGCAGUUACAUUUCAUCAGCUACAGUGCAAUUCUUUUAUUUGUUAUAAAUGGGUGACUAGACUGAGACUGUGACAUGGUCUUUUAUGCCUUUCUAAUAUUUUAAAAUGCAUUUUGAUUUAUUUGUUUUUAUAUUCUAUGCUCCUUUGUUAUCACAUUGUAUUCAUAUCACAUGGACGUGGUUUUAUAGCUUCAUUUGAAGACUUUCCCGACUGUCCAUCAUCAUCCAGAAAUCUCUGCUAAGACUUUGUUUUUAUAACAAUGCCAUAAUUCAUUCUGUCCCUCAAUGCCCGGGCCGUAUAAUCUCACAGCGAUCACUACAGAGACAUGCUUACAUAAUAAAGCUCUGUAUAAUCAGUGAGUUAAACAGUGAUGAAACUCGUGAACUUGCGGCUUCUUCUUGCUGAGCCAGAAUGACACUCCACGGACACAUGAUGAUGAUUUUACCGGCUAUAAAAGUGGAAAACAAACAACAGAAUUGGAAACAACCAUUUAUCUUCUACAAUGUGACUGACUGAAGCACUUGGGACUCUUUCAUGUUCAUGCCGAAGCUAUUUGUAUAGCAAUGAUGACAGUUUUUUUACAGUUUUGCUCCUGCGUGGACUCAGUGGGGGACAGUAUUAUGAUGGGUUCGUGGGAAUAACACUAAUUGAUGACUGAGCUUGUAAAGAAGGGCUUUGUAUAUUAUAAAAUCCUCAUUUUAUAAGAUUAUUCAUAAAAAAUGGACAAGAUUGCAACAUAUAUUUGGGUGGGAGGUAGUGGGUGGAGACUCAUCUGCGGAAUUUGUACAAUAAAAACGUGAUUUUACAAAGU
Messenger RNA from Sebastes umbrosus (honeycomb rockfish), 3667 nucleotides. Its product is annotated as tyrosine-protein kinase yes-like. Gene Ontology annotation, biological process: cell surface receptor protein tyrosine kinase signaling pathway; cell differentiation; innate immune response. The record is from RefSeq and is a predicted model, not a curated record. The transcript is spliced from 12 exons. Bases 604 to 2259 code for a protein of 551 amino acids. Gene Ontology annotation, cellular component: extrinsic component of cytoplasmic side of plasma membrane. Lineage: Eukaryota; Metazoa; Chordata; Actinopteri; Perciformes; Sebastidae. Gene Ontology annotation, molecular function: signaling receptor binding; ATP binding; non-membrane spanning protein tyrosine kinase activity.